Molecule: messenger RNA, 654 nt
Organism: Ostertagia ostertagi
Lineage: Eukaryota; Metazoa; Nematoda; Chromadorea; Rhabditida; Trichostrongylidae
Source: the annotation of a GenBank genome assembly
AUGUGGACCGUUCUCCGAAGAGCAACACCACCGUCGUCACAGCAGCAAACGCGACAUGUUCCCACAUCAUCAUCAGCUUCUCAACAAGCGCCUGUAUCGCAGGCGAAUACAGAGUCAUCAGCACAGCAAGUCGUAAAGAAAGAGCCUCGUGAGAAAGUCAAUGAUGAGUCCAAUGGUCGUGCAACUCCUGUUCGUCCUCGUCCCACAACGGAAGCGUCCAAUCGUCCGGGCCCUGUGAAAAGGGAGCGGGUAAGCACUGAUGCAGCCGAGGAGACCACUCCAUCAACCAAGGUUGAAGAGGACGAGAAGAAGCCGCCGGUGAAAAAGUCAAAAGAAGAAGAUGCCGUUACAUCGUGGCGAACAUUCUAUAAUGCUGAACUAGCACGUCAAAAGGAGAUUGAGCUGAACUUGGAUAUCGAUCCGGAGAUGCGUGACCUUGUGGCGCAGUCGCUAACACUGGAAAAUAAGCUCGUCGCUGAGCUUAUCAAAAUGAAAACGGCUGCUGCAUUGGUCGCUGUACAAGAGAAUGAAGUUUGUAUUUGUAAUGCGAAGAUACAAAGCUUGAGAGAACUUAGACAUGAUCUUGAAAGCCGACAAUCUCGUCUCAUGGCUCCGGCGGUUGUAACCAUGCCUGACUUGAAUUCUAGAGCGUAG